This is a messenger RNA of Rasamsonia emersonii CBS 393.64, 744 nucleotides long. Its product is annotated as Prefoldin subunit 4. The record is from RefSeq and is a predicted model, not a curated record. NCBI's taxonomy places the organism in Eukaryota, Fungi, Ascomycota, Eurotiomycetes, Eurotiales, Trichocomaceae. Bases 1 to 744 code for a protein of 247 amino acids. The transcript has 8 exons. Gene Ontology annotation, biological process: protein folding. Gene Ontology annotation, cellular component: prefoldin complex; cytoplasm.
AUGUCUUUCAAGUACUCUAUUAAUAAAUCACUUGUCCGCCGACGCACGGACCACUCCGGCGUGGAGCAAUUCCAAUCGCCUGCACCACAGCACUAUCAAUCAGUCAAUCAACAGAACAUACAGAACAAAUCCCAACCAAAAAUGCUAUCUCAUCAUCGCAUGCUCUCAAAAGAAGACGAAGCCUCUGCAGGCGACGACACCGAGGUGCGCCGCGAGGACCAGGACAAGAUCAACCGGUUCAGCAGAUUGCAUCAGCGGGAGUCGAUGCUGGAGGAGCAGUUGAAGGCGAAGAGGAAAGACAAAGAAGACCUCGAAGAAGUAUCCACCGAACUAGAACUCGCCGAUGAAGACGAAUUAGUACCGUACAAAAUCGGCGACUCCUUCAUCCAUCUCCCUCUCUCGGAAGCCCAGGCCCUCCUUGCCUCUUCGACGGAGGAGCUUGAUGGCGAGGUGUCUCGUCUGGAAGAAUCCCUGGCGGAUCUGCGAGAGGAGAUGCAGCAGCUUAAAGUUGCGCUUCUCUUCGACUUUUUCGAACUUUGUUUUUUUGUCUUGUUUGAUUUAGGCUUAUGGCUAGGUGAUGACUACCUACCUGGAUCUACACAAUUGCAUUUGCAUGAUUGCAUUACAUUCCAAGGCUAUCAUGUCCAGCUCUCUAGAGAUGAGAAGUGGGUUCACCUCCCUGCUUCAACCCCCAGCGACAUCGAAUCGAAUCAAAUUCAUCAUAUCGUGCCUGUCAUGUCAUAG